CAGAGUGACGAAUCUCUACGGAAAGAAAAAGUUACAAAAACAAAACAAACCCUUUUUUAGAGAAAGAGGAAAGAAACAUGGCGGCGGCUGGAAGACCCGGAGCUUCACCACGGAGCUUCGUGUGACACCAGGCCGGUCUGUGAGCGACUGUCAGCGGGGAAACGGCACCGAGAAGCGGCCCGCGCUGCGGACUUCAUGGCUGCUCUGACAGCAACACGGUUGAAGCUAGAGAGGGGAUACAGCUACGGCCGCGAGAGUUACGUUUAGACACCAAAACGACUAGUUAAGUUUGGGGAAAAAAGAUCGUGGCUUUGGUUAAAACACUCGUGCGUUUCCUGGGUGAAAGUAUUAAAAUAUAUCAGCCGAGAUUUUGCGUAGCUUCCGGCCGUUGCUGUAUCCCUUCUAGCCCACCCGCACAGUCAUGACCGAUUCAGCGGGAGGGUCGCAGCGCUGCGCCCGGGUCGGGGCUCCGGGACGCGGCGGCGGCGGCAGGUCCGCCUCGGAGACCCGCUGGAGGAGACACAUCGUCGGGCAGCUGAAGCACCGAGACCUGAGCCAGCACGCCAAGUUCCAGGAUCUGAUCCGCUUCUACACUCAGCUGCUGGAGAAGAGCAGCCUGACCAAAGGACUCCUGAGCCGCUCCGCCAGGCGUCCCUCCGCUGACAGCAGCUGCUCCGUCAGCUCUCUGAAGAAAACUACGGGAGAGCUGGCCUAUCGGGUGCUGGAGCUGCAGCAGCAGAUUAAGGUCCGAGAAAGGCUUCUGGACGAGCAGCAUGCCAGACUGCUGGAGGAGGAGCGCCGGCUGGAGGGGGCGCUGGAUGCGCGGCAGGCGCUGCGGGGGCGGGUGGAGCAGGUUCAGGCGGACAACGGGACGCUGAAGGCGGAGUACGACGCGUUGCUGGAGCGACAGCGAGCGGCGGAGACGAGGCUGAGAGACGAGACGCUGAGAGAGGGGCGCCUGCUGCAGGACGUCAUCCAGCUCAAACAGCAGGCCGCAGAGCGCCUGAACAGCCGCAACGAACGCAAGUCCAGAGCUCGAGAAGCGAAGCUGCAGGAGCUGCAGGCUGCUGCCAGGUCAAAGGUCACCAUGGACAGUUGUCGUCCAUCGUCUCCGGAGACGGCCGCGACGCCGGCCAGAGGCCACACCAGACUCUUCAGAUCUGCGUCAGCGACGUCUCCCAGGAUCCUCUCCUCCUUCAGAGAGCUGUUUGACAGGAAGAGGCGUGGCCACUCGGUCUGCAGCCCGGAGGAGGAGCUGGUGUUUCCUGUACGAAUCUGCCUCUCAGCCAGAGUCCCGGCCAGAGCGCUACAAGUCCUGGUAACGCACACAUGC
This is a messenger RNA of Perca fluviatilis (European perch), 1333 nucleotides long. RefSeq names its product ATG16 autophagy related 16-like 2 (S. cerevisiae) (gene atg16l2). Gene Ontology annotation, biological process: autophagosome assembly; negative stranded viral RNA replication. Gene Ontology annotation, cellular component: autophagosome membrane. The record is from RefSeq and is a predicted model, not a curated record. NCBI's taxonomy places the organism in Eukaryota, Metazoa, Chordata, Actinopteri, Perciformes, Percidae.